Dracunculus medinensis (Guinea worm) is the source of this 780-nucleotide messenger RNA. NCBI's taxonomy places the organism in Eukaryota, Metazoa, Nematoda, Chromadorea, Rhabditida, Dracunculidae. The record is from the annotation of a GenBank genome assembly.
AUGGAAUACUAUAAUGAACCAAUUUUUUUUUCUUGGCUUCUUGGCUUGAUGAGCGCUUUGCCGGUUAUUAAUUCAACGCCACUUCGAGCGCCAUUAGCUCGAAAUUCGAGUUUCUUUUCGGAUUUCAACCAGCAUUCAGCUAUACCAUUUAAUCGACGAAUUCAUUCAGUGAAGCGCAAAAUGCCAAAUGAAGCGGACACUAACUUUCACAAAGAUGAUUUGAUUGGCAAAAUUACUGCUUCAAGAGUGAAAUUUUCGCUUUUAAUCUUAGCAUUUAUGUCUAUUUCAUCAAUAUUAUUCGUUUAUAUUGCUAAUCAAAAAUUUGCAAUUCAUUAUCCAUCCAUAAAUAAUAACGUAUAUAUGCUUCCACGCGAGAUUACAAGCUCAAUAUCUUAUUUAUCACUCGUUUCUUCAAUAUCAACAUUUUUCAUAUCAGCAGUACAAUUAUUCUCUGCAUUAAAUAUGCUUCGAAUCGAUCCCACAUCUGCUGAUAACAAAAAUCUUGGAGAAAGUCUUUUGUUAUCUGAUACGAGUGGUAUUAGCGAUCCACUUUGGUUUCUAACACCAAAUAACUACCUGGUAGUUGGUUGUGUACUAAAUUCAACAAUGAUUCCGAUAACAAUUAAAUCAGCUUGGAAGUUUAUUGGAAUAUCAAUUGGAUUAAUUUCAAUUUUAAUUUGCUUACUCUCUGUUGUACAUAGUGUUUACACGAUAAGUUUUCAUUCGGAAUCGAAUUUUAGUGAUAAACUUCAUCAAGGAAAUUUAUCAACUUUAGUUUGA